This is a messenger RNA of Pomacea canaliculata, 2434 nucleotides long. Its product is annotated as putative malate dehydrogenase 1B. Gene Ontology annotation, molecular function: L-malate dehydrogenase (NAD+) activity. The record is from RefSeq and is a predicted model, not a curated record. Gene Ontology annotation, biological process: malate metabolic process; oxaloacetate metabolic process; tricarboxylic acid cycle. NCBI's taxonomy places the organism in Eukaryota, Metazoa, Mollusca, Gastropoda, Architaenioglossa, Ampullariidae.
CAUAGCAACCGUAAACAAGAUGGCGACGUUUGUGAUUGCAGGGAAAUGCAACUGUCCUUAUUAUGCAAGAGUGGAACUUCUUGGAGACAGCCUGGUCAAAAAUUUGCCUUCUUUUCGCUUGCAUAAAAUUGUCAAAACAUCUUCAGAAUGGCAGACUUGGCUGGACAAAACUUGUGAAGAUAAUGGAUGGAACCACAAGACUUCCCCAAUUAUUUGGCGAGAACUGAUUGAUCGUGGAGGUAAAGGUGUACUAGUUGGAGGUGCCAGUGAUUUUCAAGAGUAUGUGAAAGGAUACUAUGGACUCGAGUCCCACCUUACAAGCUAUGACAUGAGACUUAUUGCAGAGGAAAAUUACAAGACAAAGCUGGAAACAGAUGUACAAAAAGCUGCCAUCAAAGCACUGUCCCAGCCCAUUCACAUAUGUUUCACAGCAGCAUCCACGGUUUAUUCACUCAUCAGUUUGGUUGCCAGUGGACAAGUUUUUGGUCCGAACACAGAGAUUUGCAUCCAUUUGUAUGAUGAUAAGGCUGACUUAUCAAUGACUGAAGGAUUGAAAAUGGAAAUUGAAGAUUUGUGCUAUGGUAUAGUGCGAGACAUAAAGAUUUCCAUGAACAUUGAAGAAGCAUUCAAAGACUGUAGCAUAAUCAUUCUGACAGAUGAGUUGCCUAAACAAGAGGAUGAACAGUUCAAGGAGUGGGUUGAACGUAAUGCACAGCACUUCACUCGUUAUGCCGCAGCCAUCAACAAAGUGGCCAGAAAGAAUGUGCGUGUGUUACUGGCUGGGUCAGGUCCCAUCAAUUUCAACACAUUCAUCAUGAUCCAAAAUGCUCCAACAAUACCCAGACAGAAUUUUGUGGCAUCAAGCCGACUUGUAGAGAACCAAGCAAAAUCUGUCCUUGCUGAACGUCUGAAAACUAACACAGCAGGAGUUGUUGACCUUAUUGUCUGGGGCAACAUUAAUGGAAAUCAUUUUAUUGAUGCUAGCAAGACACGAGUGCAUGGUUAUGAUGGUGCGAUAUGGGGCCCCCCAUCCUACUCUGUAUCUGCUGUGGAGAUGGUGCAUGACAACAAGUGGUUGGACAAAGAGUAUCUUGAGAUGCUUCAUCAGCGCAAACAAGUUUUGGAGGUUGCUAUAAAACACAAACCUGCAGCCAGCCAAGCCAGAGCCAUUGCCACAGUGCUGGAUCACUGGUGGAAUGGAUCACCAUUAGGCCAAAUUUUUUCACUAGCUGUCUGUUCAGAAGGUUGGUAUGGUGUACCAGAGGGAUUGGUGUUCUCAUACCCUGUAGUGCUAUCUCCAAGUGGUUACUGGACAGUGGUGCAGGACAUUGAGCUGACUGAAGAAGGCAAAGAAAAGCUGCAGGAAGCAAUCAAGGAUUUACAGAAAGAGAAAGAAGUUAUCUACCCUCCACCAAGGGUUCCUACAUCUCCAGAAGAGCCCACAACACAGGAGUCCGCAGAGGAAGUAGCUGUAGUAAACGAAGAUGCUACUAUAAAUGAAGAUGUUACAAUAAAUGAAAAUUCUACAAAAAUAGAAGAGACACAUGAAGCACUACAGAUGCCAACAAGAACAGAGAAGUUAGAAGGUGGGGCAGAAAUUGAAGAUACAGAGAAAUCUGGUUUGAUCUAAAGAUAAGACACACAAAUCCUAAAUCUUCGCACACUUUGUUACAAAUACUUGAACCAUUCCUUUGAACUGACAUUUGACAACUUCCUAUUCAAGAGUGAAAUUUGCAAGUGGCACAAGACCGUCUUUAAAGAAACCAAGAACAUAUUCUAUAAAGUAUGCUUUUAUCAAAGUAAAUGUGUCUUUGAGAAAAAAAACUGAAAAAGUUCAACCCACAUUAAAAGGUCUAAGAGAUUACAACUUCAUUACUGAAACAAGAUGCUGAUUUUAUACCUUCAGAAAAAAUGAAAGUAAGCAAACAUGCAUAAGCAGCAUAAAUAAAUCACUACCUGUCUCAGCAACAUCACAAUUUUGCUUUAGUAAAAAAAAUUAGAUGGAAGUCCAAAUAAUGCUGAAGCAACUCAUUGUAUAAAUGUUCCCAAGCUUACAUGCAACAGAGACGAAAGUUAUAGUUCUGUGUAAAAAAUAAGACUUAUAGAUAUACCUAAUGUACAUAGUAAAUGGCACAUGUGAAAUAUAACAUCACAUCCCAGAAGAAAUUAAUCUUCCAUGCAUCCAGGUGCCACAUUGCUAAGAAGACAUUCUGAUUUGUAAUGACUUUAUUGCAGCUCAUAGAAAAUGGUAUCAUAAGACAUUUUGCAGGUUGGCAACCAAUGUGUCGAGCAUACCUAUAGAAUACAAAUGCAGUAAAACCUUCCAAUUAAGAAUCGCUAAAACCCACCAAAAUCAGUUGAUAACUUUGAGGGCUCUUAGUAGGAAAAAUUCAAGUUCAUUUAUUUUAAAGUUGAAAUAAAGCUAAAAACCAAA